GGGAGCGGCGCGAGGAAGAAAAUGGCCGACGAGGCUACGGUAAAAGGGCAGGGACGUCGUGCGAGGUGCGCGCAGCGCGACACGAGUCUGCCAGUUUCGCGAUAGACCGCGCGAAAAAGGGCCGUCGAACCUUCGCCGGGGAGGGCCCCAGGACGUCGCUCGUCGCGGUCGCGCGGAGAAAGGUGGACACCGUGCGGACAAGGAUUUUUGGGAUCCUCUGCGCCUCAUCGUGUCCCGUCUGCCGUCGUCACCUGUCGUCGAUCGGUGUUUCUCGACUCGGCGUUUUAAAAAAGCGCUCGCGGGGCCGAGUUUAGCCGACCGGGACGGACUCGCCGAGAGAUAAAUCCAGCUCGCGAGCUCCGUAUCGCAAUUAUUAAAAUCCACAAUGGCAGUUAGGUAGUUGUGGAAAUUAACAUUGAACAUUCGUGAACUUCGAGUAUAUUUAUUUAUUUUGAAGAUGUAAAGAAAACAAUCACAAUGAAGCCACAGAAGAAGGCUGUUGUUGCCAGAAAGGCAACUAAAAUGCCAACAGUCGCCAAGAAACGUCGCACAUUUAUAGAGAAGACUAUGCCCGAUGUGAGGAAGGAGAAGAAAUUAAAGAAAAAUGACAAAAUGGGAGAUUCGAAGAAGAAGGUGGACAACGAUAAGAAGAAAUUGGACAAAGUGGAAGACAGAAAAAAAUUUGAUGACAAAAAGAAGGCGGAGGAAAAACGAAAAGAAAGAUCUGAUAAACUAGAUGAAAAGAAGAAACAAUUAAGCAAAGAUAACGAAAAGAAAUCUGACAAAAUUGAUGAAAAGAAGACCGAAAAAGGAGACGAUAAAACAAACGAAGAGAUAAAUCAAGAGAAUAUGGAUAAGAAGAAAUUACUAAAAUGCGAAGAAAAGACGAAAUUGGAGAAGCAAUUUGUUGAUAACAAAAAGAAGAUCGAAAAAGCGGAGGAAAAAAAGAAGAACAUAAAGUUUGAUGAUGCAGAUAUGGAAGAUAAUAUAAAAUCUUUAAAUACAUUGGAAAAUAAGGAUGCAUUUGAAGAUAAAAUUGAUACUCUCUCUUCACUUACUAAAAAACGAAGCAAAGAUGAAAAGAAGAAAGAUGUCAAGCCGAUUAAAUCUGAUGUCAAGACAAUAUCAAAAAGUUCUACCGUGAAAGAUAAAAAAUCUGAACGAAAGAAAAUUUCCGAAAAGGAUGCAGCAAGCAAUAAAAUUUCUCCUGCGAAAACAAAGAAAGAUUCGAAAACGAAAGGCCAGAAGAAAAAUAUUACAAGAAAAACAGUUUUGACAAAGAAGCCUCAUUUAUCGGUAGUUAAAAGAUUGGUGGAUAAAAAAAUCAAAUAGUCAAACCAAUUAAAAGCGAAGAACUAAGUGAAGAUGAGGAUACAGUUAAAAAGACAAAAAAGAAAAAUAGUAACAUUUCCAAGAACAAAAUUUUACAAGAAAAGAAACCGAAAUUGGCGAAACACAUGAAAGCCAAAUUGCCUCAGAAACAUUCAAAAAUCAGUGCUGUUUUAAAAAGGGAAGAUAAAUUGAAGGCUAUAACGGAGAAAAUUCUGGCAAGAAAGAAAAUUGAAUUGAAAGAAUCUGAGGAACUUGAACAUAAAAAGAUUGCAAAAGAUGAGGCUUGUCAAGGACCAGAAGUGAGUAGCAUUAAAAGUGAAAUCGAAGAGGAUUCGGAUAAAAAGAAAGAAGAGAAUUUUCAACCAAAAUUACAAGAUAAUAAGAAAGCUAUCAAAAGUGGUAACAAAAUUAGCGGCAAGGCUCCAAAAAAGGCAGGGAAAACAGUAAGGGUACAAACGGAGAGCAAUAAUCAAACAUCAGCUUCAUCUGAAGAUGCAUCUUCCGAGGAAUCUAACAAACAGACUAAAGUUUCCGAAGACGGCGCGAAGUCUGCGAAACAAGAACAAAUCGGCGCUGAGGUUGAAUUAAAUCUAAAGGUCGAAGCGAUGAAUGGAGAGAGUGCCAGUGGCGUUACAUCUCAAUCCGACUCGGACGACGAUUUUGAAGACGACUACAAGAAGAGUAAGCAAAAGGACACGAAGAAUAAAGAUCGAGCUAACUCACCGUCGGACGAACGUGCGCGAGGAAUGCGACUUUUUGGCUUUUGGAGUAAACCAAAACCACCCAGGGUCGCGUCAUUGAAUGCCUUGGCUAAAGUUCACUGCCUCUACGAAAAUGAGACCGGCGGAGUCUAUCUUGGAGGUUUUUGCAAGUCGAAACCCGAGAGGGAAAAGGAAAAGCCGAAGAAAAUGAAGGAGGAGAAGGAGGAGCAUCCGCGCAAGGAGAAGGAGAAGAAAGUCGAAUGCAAAACGGAGGACAAUGUUUUGAAAAGAAAAUUGAGGAAUGUACCAGGAUUACGUGGCAAGCACUGGGAUAUGAUGGAGAGCUCGUCAUCUUCGUCUUCCUCCGAUGAAGACUGCGAGAAGGAAAAGAAUGCUGAACCGAGCAAGAAGAAAAUGACCAAGAGGAGAAAGAAAAACGAGGAAGUAAUGGAUCUAAAGGACAUGGUUGUUUGCAAGAGGAUGGCCAGUCUUAAUGCCACUGCCAUUUUGGCUGCUUCCUACUCCGACGAGAAAAAUCUUUGCGGUAGCAGUAGCAGCAGCAGUGAUACCUCCAGUGAGUCGGAAGUAGAGAUAAUUAAAAGACGUAGACAAAAUGACCUGGACGAUAAGAAGAAAUCCAGACAAGGCUCCGAUCCGGAGGAGGUUAUUAAACCAUCCAAGAAAGUUGUCAUCGUUAAUCAGGACACGGACGUCACUAUCACUGGUGUUUACGUCAAUCAAACUCGAUCCACCCAUCACGAAGGUUUUUGCAGUAUUGCCGGUAUGCAGUACAGAAUCAGUUCUACCAGUCAUACUCAAACUGCAGCUACCGCAGUGGCUACUGAGCUUCAUGAUCAGCAAAAGACGGAACAGCCUUGCAAAUCCUACACACCACUGGGUGCAUUAUCUUCCAUGCAGCCACCAGGUAGCCAGGGUAAUCAUCCUAACAUGUCACCUCGCAGGCAUUCAGCAUUCUCAGCUCCUCAACACGGGUAUUAUCAGCCGGCUGGUCCACUGAUACAGCACCCACCGCCACCACCACCGACCUUACCACCCGUUAAGGGUCCACCUCCGGAACCUACGCCUACGCCUCCGCAAAAUUCAGAGGGCUCGGAUGAUCUGGUCGCCACAUCCACGACUUCUGGAGGCACAAGCAGUACAGGUGGCUUUUAUAGGACGUAUUGCCCCCCGCAGUACUACGGCACGCCGCAAUAUCCGGAUCUGUGUUAUCCGCCGACGUAUUCUCAUCCUCACGCUCAUCCGCCGCAUUACUACAAAUACCCGCCCACCUACAGAAGACAGUACUAUGGCUACCAAGAGUCAGGCGGAGGAGGUGGACCGCCACCGGGCAGCGGUGCCGCCGGCGGUGGCCCCGGAGUCGUUGAUUAUCAACCACCUCCACCACCGCCCGGCGAAUAUCCGCUGCCACCCUAUUACGGGGGCUAUCCUCCGCCCCCGCAUCCGCCACCGCCACCUCCGAAUCCGGCAUAUCUGCAUUCUCAGGGAAGACCUUUCGUAGACCCUUUCCAGGGUUGCCCAUGCCCGAUGCAAUCAUGUCCAAAAAACGUGGAUACUGGGGCCCUUAUUGGUAAUGGUAAGGGAGCGCCAGUGGUAUCGGGGACCGGUCUGUCAUUGCCACCCACUUUGGUAGGUCCACCCUCGCCGGCGAGGGGUCUAGCAGGGCUAGCACCCCCUCACGGUGCCAACGCCUGGGAUACAGAUCGGGUCCAAAUCAACACUCAUCGCAACCUCAAUCAGAACCAACCCCCUUCGGUCCCGCCGUCCCAUAAUCUGGUCGGCGGACAUAGUCGCCUUCAGAAUCAAGACUGUAGGAGUAAGGAUGAGAAAAAUUGUACAGAAGACACGCUGAGGAAGUGUGGUUGUCAGAACGCGUGCACGUCUACCUGCGAAGUCAAGAUGGAAACGCUGUCGCCCACCGAGAAGCUGUCGGUGGCGGCGAACUGUCCCAGCAACAAAUACCACCACAAUUUUAAGCUGGAGAACAACAAUGUAAAAUGCGAAUCCUGCAGCAUGGAGAUCGCCGAUGGGUUGCCAUGCGUCGCCAAUUGCAACGUCGUGAAAUGCGAGUCGGAUUACAAGUGCGGCAUCAUGAAGUGCGAGCAGUGCAUGAAGGAGGAUCAGAUAGCGAUACAAGAGAUGGACAAGGACUCCGGCAUCGUGUUAGACGACAAGCUCGACGGCGAUCCCAACGUGAAGGAGGAGCUGGACGUGGUGGUGAUUGACGGCGACGAGAAUUGGAAGAAGCCCGAUUACGAACCGACCGUGCAAGAGACCGUUGACGAUAAGGACGAGGAAGAAGAGGAAGAGGAAGAGGAAGAAGAGGAGGAAGUCACGCAGGGACCGGUCGUGGCCGCGAUCGAGGCCGAGCAGCUCAAGUGCCAAAAGGUGACGAAGAGGAAGCUCUCCCUCGACAGCUUAUCCGACAGCAGGAAAAAGAGGAAACUGAGCAAGAGAGCUCUGUCGGUCGGCUCGUCUCAGGAUUCGACGACAAUCACCAACGAACAGUCAUCCAAUGUCAUCGCGCCGAUCAUCGAGCCGUUGUCGAGUAAAACCGACAGCGUCAAAGCCGAGACGAGCGUUUUGAAAAAGAAGCAAGCGAAAAAAGACGCGGGGCCUCGGGGUCAAAAGCGCAAGGCGGAGGCACCGAGCGCGAACGAGAGCGCGACUAAGAAGGCGAAGAGUGGGAAACAGAGUGUCAUGAAUUGCUUGAAGCGAACUGCCAGUGAUAUCUCGAUAAUGGAGACUAUCGACGAUGUGAUACAACAGAGUCUGCAGAUGACGCAGAGAAAGGAUCGGAAGAAUAAGAAUAACUGCGAACGCGUGGAGAAGAAGAAGAAGAACGUCAAAGAGGAAUCGUUAUUGACGGUGAAGAGGAUCGUGAAGAAGAUCGAUCAGGUGAAGGAGCAGCUUAUCGAAAAAGUAACGAAGGCGGUCUCGAAGAGCGGUAAUCAAGCCAAAAGUAAAGCGGACGCAAAAUCAAAAUCCAAAGCUUCGCAGGACGCUAAGGUUAAAGGGAAGAGCAAGGCUAAAAUCAUCGCGGAAUCGAAAAUCCAGGAUGUGAAAUCCAGGGCGACGCAAGAGAAAGCGAGAGAUAGCUUGAAGAAGCGCGACACCGCGUCUAAGACCAAAGCGAGCGACGUCAGCGAAGAUCCGAAGAAGCCUGCGAUAAUUAAGAAGAAACGGAAGAGCGCGAAAAAGACAGCGAACGCCAAAAAGUCGGGUUGCAAGCCGGAGAAUUCUUUGAUCGGAAACGAGAACCUGACGUUAACGAGAAAAACGUUCCUGAAACCGAAGUGGAACAACGGGUGGAGCUGGCAAGGGGAGCCCUUUGAAGCCAAAGUUUAUUUAACGAACGAAGAAACGGCCAUACGGCGAUGUUACGUGAGUAUGAGUCAUGAGAGCGGCGACGUAUUGCGACCUCGAGACUGUGUUUUGCUGAAGAGUGGUACGCGGAAGGGCGAUUUGCCGUAUGUAGCGAAGAUCGCCGCGCUCUGGGAGAAUCCGGACGACGGUGAGAUGAUGUUCUCGUUAUUGUGGUACUACAGACCCGAGCACACAGAGCAGGGUCGAACGCCGCACGAUAGCGAGGACGAGGUAUUUGCUUCGCGUCAUCGGGAUGCAAACAGCGUCGCUUGCAUAGAAGACAAAUGUUACAUCUUGACGUUCAACGAGUAUUGUCGGUAUCGUAAAAACUUACGGAGGAUCGAGGAGGGCUUAGAGAAUCCUGGCUUGAUAGUUCCGCCAGGGGACCAAGCGUAUCCACGGGAGAAUCGGCAGCCGCCUAUACCAGUACCAUCGGACAUGGUGCUUUUCUGCCGACGUGUUUACGACUAUCGUGGGAAGAAGCUCGUGAAGAAUCCCGGAUGACUCGAAUUCUUAUAAGAUGCAAACCGAGGAAGCUUAGGUCACACAACUGAAACUGGCCGCAGGUCUCCUUUCAAGCAUAAUUGCGUCGCUGUUGAUCGAUUUAUCUUGAUUUCGAUGAGGUAAUAUAUGCGAUAACGGGAUCCGAUUCUUUUUGAUCGCGAUAUCUAGAUACCGCGAGCAGCUUCUACUCUUUGCACUUUUUGCUACUUGCGUUAUAUAUCUAUUUGCUAGCUAGGAGAAUAGCCUUUUGCGUGGAGAGGUUGUUUUCGAUUCCAAAAAUUGUGAGAAAGUGAAAAAAGUAGAUGCGCGCGAGUGUUUCAAGAACGAUCGGAUUUCUUUCCAGUUGUAAACGUGAGAAAAUUCUGAAAAUUAUGUCAAUAGAAAGACGAUGUAACAAAAAGAACGACAAUUACUUUUAUCGCCGCUUGUAUUAAUUCGUCUUUCUAUCCUGCUCGUCUGCGAUACCACAGAAAUCAUGAUGAAUCGUUCAUUAAUUCUGGUGAUAGACGUUGCGUCGAAUUCGUGUCGGCGGAUCGAACACGAGGAAACGCGCCGAGCGCACUCUUUCGUUUAAGCCGAAACGUGAUAUAUAGAUCAAUUACGAGUUCCGGAAGAAUAUUUUUUUUUCCAAGAGUGGCAUUAUCUGCAAUGUUCCUCUCGCAGACGACUGCGAAACCUUCGAUCGCGAUCGCGCCUGCGUUAUAUCCGCUGCCCGCCGACACGAAUGCCGAGCCGCAACGUGUCUCGAUAAUGUGUAUAAGCUGUUUCUAGGCGAAAGUUAGUGGGAUUUGACAAUUUUAUAGAGAGAAUCAUAUUUUUUGUGAGAUAGCAUUUUACACAACACUUAAAUGGAUAUUUUUCACAUAGGAGGUACAAAUGCUGUGCGCUACGCCGUCACGUCAGCGUGCGUCACGGCGCCUUAACUUGAAGGGAACCUACGAACAGUUUCAAAGAUAAGGAAUCAAAAGCAGGGACGAAAUUGCGAAAUUAUUUAGCACGAACAGCGGGGAUAUAUAUAUAUGUAUGUGUAAAUUCUCUAAUCGAAUUCUCGAUUGAGUGUUUAUGAGCGGUAAAGGUCGAGGGAGGAGAUGGGAGAACAUCAAGUGCGUGCGACAUUACACUUCCAUUUUUCCAAAGUGUGUUUGCAUCUGUCUCGGGGAUGCGACUUCUCCCCGAAACCCGAUUUUGCGCACAUAUGCCAUCUUCGUGAACGUAAUCAUUGUAAUGGAUAAGAUGCAUUUUUACGAACAGUGCCGAAGACAUAAUAUUUUUUCAAGAUUAGAAAUGGCUCGAUCCGAUCCAAAGAAUUAGAUUAUAUUUGCGCGCGGGUGAUGGGUCGCCAUUUAAAAUAAUAUCUUUAAAUAUCUUGUUUUAGAACUUUGUCUCCAAGCAUGUUGAGAAAUCUACUAAUGAUGUAGGAACGCGUUACGCUGAAUCUUAUAUUCCACUUUCGAGAGAGCAAAAAUUAUUGAUAUGGAAAAAAAUAUUUUUGAUGUAUUUAGUAACUUGAACGAUCGAGAAUCUAAACGUUUGUUAAGAGAAAAAUCUCGCGGUUUGAGCCAUUUCUAAGUAUACGUUGCGUCUGUUCUUAUCAAGGAGAUCCUUGUUUGCUCGUUUUUUAAAUAAUGCGAUGACUCCUUCCAAGAAUUCUGAAGACAGACAUUUAAUCGCCAGGGGCGUUUUUAGUUAUUUUAGAUUUGUCACGCACCGCGAGUCGCUUCUACGUGCAGUUUUGAUCUAUUUUUUUUUUUUUUUACGAUUACUUUGUCUAUUUUGAUUCAUAAUGAUGGUUUUUAAGAUUCCAUAAUGAGAAGGAUCUAGUUGUAUAUUAUCGCCUAUAACUUAGGUAUAUGUAAUCUUGAUUUAUAAAGAAUCCACAUUAGCGAUUAGUCACUACUUGAGGUAGAGAGAAAGAGAGAAGAGAAAGAAAAAAAGAGAAAGAAAGACAGAGAGAGAGAAAGAAAGAAAGAAUGCCAAAAAACAAAACAUAUUCAGAAGACGUUUUUUGUAUACAGAUUAUUAUCGCGACGUAGCAAAAUUUAUUACAAGAUGAUCGAGUCAGUAAUUAUUUCUAAUGCAAACUUUUUGAAUCGUGUUGAUUUUAUUUGUUGAGCAGAAGGCGAUUUGUUGAAAUCAUAUUAUUUAAAAUUAAUAUAUUGAUAACAUUAUUAUUUAAUAUCUAAUAUAUUGGAUAUGUGUAGGUAUUAAGUUAUUUUUUGCGAGAGAGAAUAAUAAGGAAUUUACAAGUAGAAGAAAACGAGCGCGUGUUUAUGUAUGUGUGCGUGCGAAGAAGAAAAAAAGUGAGUUAAGAAAGGAUAAGAGAGACGCGAGCUCUGUCAGAUAAGUGAGCGAGUAAAUUGAAAACAUGAUAUACAAAGAUAGGGAAAACGAAAAAGAGAGAAGAAAGAUAGUAAGGUGGAGACGACGAUGGGUUAUAAAAGAUCAUGUUUCGAUACCAAAAUGGUUUUUAACUUGCAAAAUUUUUUUUAUUCUUGUUUUUUGCGAUUUGAUGUGUGUCUCAUGAUGUAUCCGGAUAACACGCACACACUCUCGGUGAGAUGCGCUCGACAUAUUUGAUAUAUAAGAUAUCGUAAUUUAUAUAGUUUUAUGUAAACGUCAUACAUAUAACGCGUAAGUUUCUCGGAGAGACAUCGUUUCAAUCAAGUAAUUGCGAAAUUUAAAAAAAACACGCCAGAUCUUCGCGCAACGCAUUUCUGCUUUUUCGUCCAUGUUUUACCAAAAUCGCGAGAUAUAGGUGUGGCCUCCUCGUACAUUUAAACACGAAAGAAAUUCCAAAGAAGCAACGUCGAUCCCCACACCAAGGGGAAAUGCGAAUCGCGACGCUUGUCGGUAAUUCACCGGAUUUUUGUGUAAUCUUUUUAUAGAUAGUUUUAUAUUCUUUUUUUAAUGCGCAAAAGAAAAAGAUGAGAUAUAAAAGAGAAGGAAAGAAUAGAAAAAGACAGAGGGAGGAGAUAGUGAAAGUGAUAGAGAAGUGAUUUUGACGGAAGCGUGAAAUAUUUGUCAGAGAAAUAUCGAAAAGGGAGAAAGAUGAGGAAAGGGGUGAGUCGAAUAAUAAUAAUAAUAAUAAUAAUACACGUGCGCGACUGUGUCGUGUCGCCGGAGAUGGUUGAAACGAGACAGGCGGACCGCGCGCGCCUGUAUAAAUCUCGUAACAAUACUUAAAAAAGGGGGGAUACAAAGAAGAACAGAAAAAGAGAUGAGAGAAAGAGGGAGAGGCGCGCGGUUCUAUCGAGCCGGGGCGGAUGUAAUUUUCAGGAACUUACCUAUCUAACGACGGUUAACUUGGGAACAUUGCACACAAUGCAUAUCCUCUGUUCAUUUUACGUAGCCGACGAAACUUUUUCCAUCGAGAAGCGAGAGAGCGGCGGAUCUACCCUUAGCAGUCGUUCGUAAGGGUUGCGGCGCGGUGGUGCGCGAGGUUCGCGGCCUCCACCCACCCCCUCCCUCCUUGCAUCCGCUUUAAUCAAAAUGCAACAAGUUGUCGGCCGUGCGCGCUCAUCGAGAUCGGGCGCGGGAGUCGCGCUCGAGGAUACUAUGUCGAUUAAUAUGCGCGAGCGUGACUACGAAUGUGAUUUGACUCAUAUUGAGUAUUCGCUCGAUUAUAUUCGUCAUGUUAAUCCUUAAUUGAUAAGGUAUAAAGGGAUCAUUAUGUAUCUAUAUUAUGAAAUAAAUAAUGAUGAACGAUUAUACAAAUCUAUAAUAACUCGAGAGGGAAAUAUUAAACGCGCACUUUUUGUCACUCCGUACUGCAUCUGUAGUGUCAGUGAGAUACUGAUUUUUCUUUUUCAAAUUUAUCUAUUUUAUAUAUAUAUAUAUUUAAUGAUAAUUGUUUUUUUUUUGUUCGUUAUUAGAAAAGUCACAGAGAAUUUAAUCAAGAGAAUCAUUUUACUUAAUUGUUGGCUAAUUUAAAGUCAGCCUGGAUAUAAUGCAAGAGCAUAUUUGCAAAAAUAUGAAGCAUUGCGAGAUGUUUUAUAAAUUUGUGUAUUCGUUUGACGGAAGAAUUAUAAUCCGUACAAUCCGUUCGUAAUAUAUUAAAACAUAUUUGUUAAAUCGUCGAUUACAUAGAUUACACCAUACAGCGAAGGAUAAAAUUCCAAAUGAUGCGACAAAUUUAAUAAUUACGAUACCAUUUAAUCUGUAUAACAAAUCAAAGAUGCAAACCACAAUUGUUGUUUCCGACAAUUUCGAUUGAGCAUUGUUGUGGCAAAAAAAAAAAUAUCGCUGAAUUUUAUAGCAUGCGGACCGCGAUCGUUGCCCGAUCUCGAGAAUGCGACCGCUGUUUACGAACGAUCAACCCGAUGAACUUUCAUUGCGCGGCGUUACGCGGUUUGCCGUGCGGAUGCUCGAUUUCUUCUGUUUUAUUUGUCGGAACAGAAGAACCGAAAGAGAGCGAGAGAGAGGGAGAGAAAGAAAGAGUGAGAGAGAGAGAGAGAGAUAUGCGCGAUUGUACUCGUAGGCGAUGCCUCGUUCUCGUUUACUGCGAGACUUGCCUCCACUUGCAUUGCAUAUAUUUCUUUUGUUUAUAUAAAUGUAUUUUGUACAUCGCGAAAAAAAAGAGUGUAUAUAUUUUAAUUGAGAUCAUGAAUUUUUGGAUUAAUCUGAUUUGGAUAAGCACGAAGCUUGGGGAUUAUUGGUAUAUAUAUAUGGAUUUUUAUACUUCAAGAUUUAAGUUUAGCAAUUGGAUGCUAAAUGAAUAUUAAGUGAAGAAAUAAUUUUGUAUAACGUUGCAUUUCCUUUCGUUUAGAUAAUAUUAUGACAUACAUUUUUAUUUAUCUAUGUUGUUUCAUAUAUCAUUGUUUUUAACGUAUAUUUAUAAUUAAACUUUUUCUUUAAGAUUAUUUCGUAAAAUGCUUUGACAUACCAAAUAAAGUUGUAAUGUACUGUAGAUGCAAAUAUAUUGCAUAAUUUUAUUGUUUUGCUUGGAAUAACGAUUAUUAAGCUUAAAAUAUUGCUCAUGUAUUUGUAUACAAAACACACAGAUUUUAGUUUAUCAUAAAUUGUUUUCCAAAGAAUAAAUCAAUUAAAUUAAAUAAUGCUUUGUGUGAUCUUUUAGAAGAUCGCAUAUUUAAAUAAAUAUAGUUCUCCGCUCGCAGUCGUCAAUUAAAUGGCAAAAAUAAAAGGGCAAAAAUGCUUUACCAUCUCUUUAAGAAAUUCUCGUUUAAGAAAAUGUUAUUUACGUAUUAAUUGUAAGAUAAGUUUCUUGCUUGUAUAAGUACGCGAUUGAUUUUUCAUUGUAACGAAUACUGCUACGCAGAUUCGUUGGUAGAAUAAUUAUACUUAUCUCUCCCUGUUUCAAUUAUCGUGUGACAUGUAUGGGAAAAAUGCGCAAGGCUCGCAGAUAGCUUGCGUCUUUGGGAGAAGCGAGGCACGUCUAAAAAUUGCAUGCUUGUAAAUCAUUGGAGAGCGUCUUGAGUCGAGAAACUGUUGAGACAGAAAAAUAAACAAGAAGUCUAAUUUA
This is a messenger RNA of Nylanderia fulva, 11400 nucleotides long. Its product is annotated as Histone gene-specific Epigenetic Repressor in late S phase. Gene Ontology annotation, biological process: negative regulation of DNA-templated transcription; heterochromatin formation. Gene Ontology annotation, cellular component: chromatin silencing complex. NCBI's taxonomy places the organism in Eukaryota, Metazoa, Arthropoda, Insecta, Hymenoptera, Formicidae. The record is from RefSeq and is a predicted model, not a curated record. Gene Ontology annotation, molecular function: chromatin binding; transcription cis-regulatory region binding.